Messenger RNA from Pleuronectes platessa (European plaice), 2257 nucleotides. Its product is annotated as putative methyltransferase DDB_G0268948. Gene Ontology annotation, molecular function: S-adenosylmethionine-dependent methyltransferase activity. The coding region runs from base 165 to 992 and encodes 275 amino acids. NCBI's taxonomy places the organism in Eukaryota, Metazoa, Chordata, Actinopteri, Pleuronectiformes, Pleuronectidae. The transcript has 6 exons. The record is from RefSeq and is a predicted model, not a curated record.
ACCCCGUUGUUUCCCUCUUGUGUGUGUGCGUCCAUGCAUGUGUGUAUGUGUGUGUGUGGUUCUGAAUGCCUGCCUGCAGACGAAAUAGAAGGUAAAGUCGAUUUUUUUUUAGCUCUUUAUGAAGCUUAUGAUAAAUCAGCUGUUCACGGAGGCAUCAGUUAACAAUGGCUCACCGUCUGUUUGAGGGCAAGAAGCAUGCAGCUUCUUACUUAAAGUACAGGGUCUCCCCAUCAGAACAUCUUAUACAACAGGUCCUUGGAUUCCUGGAAAAACGGAAAGCUCGUCCCUUCGAGCUGGCAGUGGAUGUGGGUUGUGGCUCGGGACAGGGCACUCGGCUGCUGGCCCACCACUUUGCUUCCGUGGUGGGGACAGAUGUGAGUCCUGCCCAGCUGGAUUUGGCUGUCCAGUAUGCCCUGGAGGCAAACAUCACAUAUAGAGAGUGUGCGGCUGAGGAGCUGCCGUUGGCUGACAGCUCAGUGGACCUGCUGACGGUUAUGACUGCGUUCCACUGGUUCGACAGGCCACGCUUUCUCCUGGAGGCCCACAGAGUCCUGAAGCCCCGCGGCUGCCUGGCUCUGCUCAGCUACACCAUGGACAUGGAGCUCAGCUACGACGGCUGCUGCUCGCAAGCACUCAACCAAGUCUGCAAAGAGUUUCAUGCAGCUUUAAAACUCUACCGCUACCCUCACAUUGGUCCCAGCACUAUUGAGUUGUACCGGGCGGCGUAUGAAUCCAUCCCUUACCCGGACAAGGAGUGGCAAGAGUGUGUGAGAGUGACAAAGGCCAUGCCUCUGUCCGGCUACAUGGGGAUGAUGGAGUCUUUCUCCAGCUAUCAGAUUCUGCUGAGAGCCGACCCGCAGAAGGCCGAGCAACUCUCCCAGGACAUCUGUCAAAAGCUGAAGUCUGUGAUGCAGGUGACCUCAGCAGAGGCAGAGGUGGUGGUGGCUGUGAAGUAUUACUACCUGCUGGCCUGUAAACCAGAGGAGGCCUGAGUCCGACACCUCUCACACUUUCAACACCGGCCAGCAAUGUCGUGGACACAGGAGAUCUAUGUGUGAGGUUGUUUUAUAAAAUACCACUAGAGGGUGACAUUCGAAUCAAGACUCCAUGUGUUUAUUGUCUCUGCUUUCACUGUCUAUGUUAAUUUUGUUGGGCAGUUUUUCAUGUGGCCUUCAUCCACUUUACAUAAUCUCAGAGACGUAUAUUCUCUUUAUUUGCAGACCACUGUAGUUUUAUUUGCCCUGACUCCUCCACAAUACUGAUUUUGCGUCGAAUCUUCAUUUGAUUUUAUCAGCAGUAAUUAAGAUUUCAAUGAUAGAGGUGAUGGGCCUCAUAGUGGGAUUCUUCUGCUGGAGACAGACACACAUUAGAAACUGGCAGAGAGGAGGCAUUAAGCCUUCUGUCUCAUUGCCUGACUCCACUUGACUGAUAAUGGUGUUCUGAGUGGACGAGUUUGUUUUCCUCCGUAUUUCUCUACACUGUGCCAGCAAGUUGUGCGUCCUCAGCUGUCAGUCACAUGUUCUCAGCUCGACUGAGCCACGUUCCACCUGAUGAAGAGCAGACUGGCGGCUGAGAGGCAGCAAGCGGAGGAGCUGAGGGAAGCUGCAGUGAAGCUGGAUCACCAGGGGACAUUCAAAGAGUCGGCUGAUGGCUGUGGGUCAAACACCUCUCACUGACUACACAUAAUAUUGAAUAUUAUUAAUAUCUCUUGAUACUUAACAAAAAAAUUGUAUUUCAACAUUUCAGUUCAAUAGUCAGACGACCUGAAUGGAAUUGUAAACAUUCAAACAAACAAAACACAAUGUACAUGACCCUGUUUGAGUUGAAUAUGAAUGUCGGGGCUUCCGGACACAUGGAGGCAUGUUGUGUUUUUUCUGUUGUUUGAUUACGUCUGAAUAAUGACUCACCUUUGACUUCUAUUGGAAUGAAUUCUGCUGCAACAAAGUUUACCCCUGAAACUCCAGAAGUGAUUUGUGGACUCAAACACUACACCCACUCCUCCAUCGGCAUAAUGGUGAGUAGAGAAGGAGGGUGACCUAUCCCUGAUACUAUAUACUGAUUCCUUAGAAAUAAGCAGCACGCACUCUUCAGUAUUUUUAACCUCUGCUCGCUCUCCGCUCAUAGUGCUGACGCUCACAUUCACAAAGCAUGUUUGAAUUGCAUCAGGGAUUUGUUGAAGUACACAGACAAUACCACUAGAGGGUGGUAUUUGAUCAAAAGUGAUGACAAGUCUAUGAUUAUUGCCACUGGUGCUUGG